Molecule: messenger RNA, 1086 nt
Organism: Cylicocyclus nassatus
Lineage: Eukaryota; Metazoa; Nematoda; Chromadorea; Rhabditida; Strongylidae
Source: the annotation of a GenBank genome assembly
AGAUAAGCAAUGGCAGAUCUAGAUUCUGAUUACCACUCAUCAGAUGACGAAGAUUACGUACCAGAAGAAGGUGUAGAGGAUGUCGAUUAUCCAUCGGGCGAAGAGGAAAAUGAAGUAAAUGAAGAUAGUGGGAAACCUUCUACGAAAAGAAAACGCGCUGGUAAAGACAAGCCACCGGAAUCGAGUGAAAAGCCGUCCACAUCUACAGACGGUAAUGUUGAAGAUGAUGCCAAGGCUGCAUUUCUUGCACUUAUGUCUGAAGACGAUCCUAUCCUUGGUCGCAAGCGUGCUGAAGUCGUGCAAAGCUCAUCAGAAAGUCCCAAAAAGAACGAAUUGGAAGAGAGCGCUGCUACGGCCUCUACCUCAUCACCCACGACGAAUGUUGCAGAGUCGAAAAGUGAAGAAAAGUCAACCACAGUAAUCACUGAAGUGUUUGACUUUGCUGGAGAUGAAGUAAAAGUUCAACGAGUUGUUACUGAGGAGGAAGCCAAAGAGAUUGAAGCAAAAGAAAAGCGGAAGGAAAAUGACAAGACAAAAAAGCCUCCGAAGCGAUUAGGGCUCGGAGGUGCGUUGACACUACUGGCAAAGAAGCCGAAAAUGUCUGUCCUCGACAAAUCAAACCUUGACUGGGCAACUUUUAAAGAGGAACAUCACCUCAAGGAGGAAUUGGAAACUUUCAACCGUGGCAAAAAUGGCUAUCUGGAUAGAAUGGAGUUUUUAUCAAGGACGGACUACAGAGAAUUCGAGAAGGAGAAAGCAUUGCGGAAUUCGUCCAGAAAGCCCAUAUAGUUUUGUUGGCAACGUUACAUGAUUUUGGUUUUGUUUCCAUCACUUUCUGAGAGGAUUUUAUCUACAACGCUGAAUGUGGGGCGUAGUAGCUUUGAUUUUGCAAACUUUGCUGUUGAACAUUCUGCUUUGACGUUGUCACGCUCAUUUCCACUGUGUCAGUAUUAAUUGUUAGGUAUUAUACUUUUUAUGUUGUAUGUUUGACUUAUUGAAUUGUACAGCAAGCUAUACUUAACGUAUGCUUUCUUGUUUCAUCUAUAAAUCGUACACCUUUAUGUGUCACAUCUGGCUAGAUUAGUG